UGCAGCAUUCCCAGUGUAGCAGUAUUUCGCGUUUAUUUGAGUGCUAUAUAGUAAAACGUUCUAAAUCUCGUGUUAAGCGAAAGUCAGUGUUGUGUGCAAUUCUAAGCGCGUAACUUCCAGAAAGGGUAUUAAAACCUUGAGAGGGGCUGGGGAAUGCUGAGAUUUACCGGAGUGGUACCGCGGAUGAAGGGAUCUCAGACAGAGGAAAAUUGGAACAGCAAGUAUGGUUUUCCUUAGAACAGAGGCUGUUGGGGAAUUUGAAAGAGAUGUUCAAAAGUAUGAAGGAUAUCGAGAAUAUCCAGAGAUACUCAUACACAUGGAAGGUGCAUGGACGAGAGGUGGUUAAGCGAACUGGCGAAAAAGGUGACAAUUUAUUUCUCGGACAUUGUAGGAUUCACCACCAUCGCUGCCUCGUGUACGCCUCUGCAGGUGGUGGAGAUGUUGAACAAUUUGUACAUGUGUUUUGAUACCAGGAUUGAAUCCUACGACGUAUACAAGGUGGAGACCAUUGGAGAUGCAUAUAUGGUGGUGAGUGGCCUCCCUGAACGGAAAGGAACUAAUCAUGCUGAUGAAAUUGCAAAGAUGUCCCUGGAUUUAGUAGCAGCUGUAAGACAAGUGCCAAUUCCUCACAUGCCAACAGAAAGACUGCAACUGCGGGUUGGCAUUCACACAGGUCCUUGCGUGGCUGGAGUUGUGGGACAUAAGAUGCCUCGUUAUUGUCUAUUUGGAGAUACAGUCAAUACUGCAUCUCGUAUGGAGUCCACCAGUCUGCCUCAGAAAAUUCACAUUAGUUCAGCUACAUUUGCUGCCUUGGUGCAUGAUGAUGCUUAUGAAAUUGAACUGCGAGGCGAAACUGAGGUUAAGGGAAAGGGGAAAAUGAAAACCUAUUGGUUGAUUGGGAACAAGAACUACAGUGUACAGAAUGACAGCCUGGUCUGUCAUUGGAGGCCACGUAUCAAGAAGAAAAAUGAGAAUGGGGACAGUAUGUCUUCGGCACAACAGUCAGGAGUAAGUUCCUUAGUGCAUACGCCAAGCAACAGAAACACACCACUUUUCAAUGGAUGCACAGGAGCUAACAGCGACUGUCUGCAGAAAGCUGAUAGCCAGUUAGCUUUGUCAUCACUACAAUCCAAUGAACACUCACAACCUCACAGUCUGAAUUCUGAGAAUGGACUUGCACUGCACGGCAGAUACCCAGAACAGGAAAAAGAACCCUACCUCAAAGGCAUGUCAUUGAUUGAAUCAGAACUUUCUACCAACGCAUAUGAAAUGACACAGAGUCAAUUUGAAAGCAGGCACCUGGAAAAAUCAGAAUUUCUCCCUGGGUUUGUGAAUUUCAGUUAACCAAGGUAAACAGCCAGAAUUAGAAAAUCUGUUAAAGUUUAUUAUUUAGUUUUUUUUAGACAUUUCAAAAUAAAUUGUACUUGGAAUGUAUUUAAUGACCACUUGUGAUUCCUAAGGGAAUUAAUAUUCACAUUGUGGAGAUUGCGGUAGAUAUUUGUAAUCAGCCUGUUUAGAUGUAUGAUGAUGCACCUCUGGAUCAGAUGGGAUUUGAACCUAGGUUUAUCUGGCUUAGGAGGGCAGGAAGGACACCACCAGGUACCACAAGAGCUCUGUGGGGUUUGUGAUACAUUUGAUUGUGGACAUUAAAAUAGAUAAUAGCAAAUUAGUUAUGUUUAUACACCACUUCAAAGGAGAUUUAAAACUGGAGAAUAUAUUUAUUUUAAUUAGCCUGUAUAGACAUUGUGUGACACACAUCUGGGACAGGUAGAACUUGAACCCAGGCCGCCUCCUGUCUCAGAGGUAGGGACAUUAACAUUGAAUCACAAGAUACUAAAAACAGAAGAAUGUAGUUACUCUUAAUUAACCUGCACAGAGAUGUUAAGACACAUAUCUGGAUCAGGUGGAACUUGAAGCCAGGCCUUCUGGCUUAGAGGUUAAGACACUACCACCGCACUAUAAGACUCCUAAAACUGAAGAAUAUAGAACAUGCACUUGAAUCCCCUGUUUCACACUGUCUCCAAAAGCCAAAGUAACUGCAGUAAAAUAGAACUGGUGUUAGAUGUAGGCCAGGCUGAGCGGAGGUUGCAGGUUCCAUUCCCUGAGGGAUAUCAAUGAACCAGUUGUGUUUUUUUUAAAAUAAUAAUCUGGCAGCUUCUUAGGUCACUUCCCUGGGUAAUUGAAUUCAAUUUCACAACCUACAUGGUGGCAUUUCAGCUCAUGUCUAGGUUGAUAGUCUAGUUCCAGAACUACUAGAUUGCCAUGAAUUAACAUACUAUUGACUAUGACAAAGUGAGGACUGCAGAUGUCGGAGAUCAGAGUCAAAAAGUGUGGUGCUGAAAAAACACAGCCAGUCAGGCAGC
Chiloscyllium plagiosum (whitespotted bambooshark) is the source of this 2363-nucleotide messenger RNA. NCBI's taxonomy places the organism in Eukaryota, Metazoa, Chordata, Chondrichthyes, Orectolobiformes, Hemiscylliidae. The record is from RefSeq and is a predicted model, not a curated record.